Molecule: messenger RNA, 3345 nt
Organism: Coffea arabica (coffee)
Lineage: Eukaryota; Viridiplantae; Streptophyta; Magnoliopsida; Gentianales; Rubiaceae
Source: RefSeq, a predicted model, not a curated record
UAUUUCCAUCCAGUUCCAUAAUAUUCUAUUCUAUUCUACUCUACAGGAGACAGCCGGCGCGGUGGCUCGCAGAAUUGCAGAUAAAGAAUGGCAGCAGCUGCUGCAGCUUCUCUGCUCCCUUCUUCCUCAACUUCUUCUCUUAUAACUCCCACUAAUAAUCUGUGCAAGUACGCAUUAAACUUUUCUCUCGUCCUUCUUCUAAUUUUUUUUAGCGCAUUUAGUUGUGCACUUAAGGUAACUACACAAGGAUAAGGAUGAUAUGUGAAUCCUGAACUCUGGAUGCAUUCUGCCGCCUGGCUGGACUCCCGUUUAUAUCAGCUGCUGAAGGGCUUCAUUACUUCUGCAGUUUACUGUCUUCCAUGUAAAAAUGUAAUGUUAAGCUCUACAUGGUCAGUACUCCUGGAGCGCCAUUCAGUCGUCAUUGUAGGCGACUUGCCACAAAUGGCCACAGUAAAGUGGAUGGAACAAAUCAAGAAGAUCGAUUGAUCACCUCUGGUGAUCAUAGUCCAACCAAUUUUGGAGAGUAUAUACAACCUUGAAAGACAGCUGGAUGGUUUAUUCGACGAAGUCAAAACUUUGAUAAGAUUGGGAAAGGAAAAUGAUGCCUUUGACCUACUUCAAGCAAAUUAUGUUGCUGUGAAACAACAGAUGGAUACUGGUGCUAGAGGCAUAGAAGAAGCUGCUAUUCUCGAUGUAAUUGCAUUGGGAUACAUGGCUCUAAGUGAAACAAGGAUGGUUGCAUCUGUGUUAGCUGUGGUAAAGCAAGUUGUUGAGGAAUUAAAAGAUGAUGAGCCUCUUCUGGAUUCGAUACUUUUACACAUGGGAAACAUGUAUGAGAAGGUGAAAAAGUUUGAAAUGGCCCUUUAUCAGUACAGGAGGGCCCUUAGAAUUAUGGAACAGAAAUAUGGAAAUAGUAGUACUUUCCUUGUCACUCCAAUGUUAGGCAUUGCAAAAGUUCUGGGUUCUACUGGAAGAGCCACGGAGUCAAUAGAGACAUAUCACCUGGUGAUUAAGAUAUUGGAAUCUGGAAGGGGCGUUGUAUGUGAGGAAUUGCUGUUGCCUUUGACUUCACUGGGCAAUCUUUUAUUAAAGGAAGGAAGGUCAUCUGAAGCCGAAAAUGUUUUCAAGAGAAUUUUAGACCAGUAUAUAAAGUUAUAUGGAGAAAAAGAUGGAAGAGUAGGAAUGGCUAUGUGUUCCCUAGCACAUGUAAAAUGUGCAACAGGUGAUGUACAUGAAGCCAUCGAUCUAUAUAAGGACGCUUUUCAAGUUCUGAAGCAUUCAAAGUCCAUAGCAUUAGAUGAUGAGCUGAUGGAGAAGAUGAGAAUAGACGUGGCAGAAUUACUUCAUGCAGUCGGAAGAGGAGAAGAAGGCAGGGUCCUUCUGGAGGAGUGCUUGUUGAUCACUGAGAAAUAUCAAGGGAAAGACCAUCCGAGCUGUGUCAUCCAUCUAAUGAACCUUGCUGCCUCCUAUUCACAGUUCAAAAAUUUUGCUGAGGCUGAACGCUUGCUUAGAAAAAGUCUGCAGAUUAUGAUGAAGACAGUACCUCCAGAUGAUCAGUCCAUCACCUUUCCGAUGUUGCAUCUGGCAGUUGUACUUUAUAAUCUGAAUCAAGAUGAAGAAGCUGAAAAAUUUGCCUUGAACGCUUUACAUAUCCGUGAAAAAGCAUUUGGAGAAGAAUCCCUACCAGUUGGGGAGGCUCUUGACUGUGUGGUCUCCAUUCAAACCCGAUUGGGGAGGGAUGAUAAAGAAAUACUCAAGCGGCUACAAAGGGUCUUGAAAAUUCAAGAGUUAGCUCUUGGCCAUGAUAGUAAAGAGGUUGUGGAGACAUUGAAAAAAGUAAUAUAUUAUUUGGACAAAUUGGAAAUGAGAUCUGAGAAGUUGCCUCUGCAGAGAAGAUUGUCUAGACUGAGACAGAAAUUGAAAGAAAUGGUUUAGUGGUAACAUGUGUUUAUCUUUGGUCAAAUUUCCUACUUUCCCUGCCUACUUCCCUCCACUGGAGGUUGGGAAGCUGCUCAUAUAUGGCAUUUCCACUGAAGAGAAUGAAUCAAGGUACCAAAUUUUAGAAAAUCAACUUUGUGCUCAUUUUGAUUGUUGCACAAUUUUUUUUAUUUCAAACUACUUUUGUUUGGAUAACUAUUCCCCAUUUUUUGGAGGACACAUGAAUGUAUUCAUUACAGACUCUGUUUGACUCGCCAUCAGUUAGUAACAGACGGCUUAAUACACAGACACGCACACACAUUCAUGUAUAUUCUUUUCUUGUUCAUAAAGUUCUAUGGCUUCCUCUUUUCUGAAAUGUCCUGUAACAGAGGGAUUUAGUGGAUUUGCUCAUCCUUCUGCUUUCCAAAUUAAGCCAAUGUGCGGAUAUGAUGGGUGAUUGUAAAGUAUCCAAAUUAGGCAUCGACGAGUAUUUGCACGAAGCAAAGAAACAACACAACAGAACGUUUCAAGCGUUUCUUGUUUUUCAUUUAAUCAUACUUGAUUGCUUUCUAAGCAUGCCACUUCAUUUACUUGGCUUUUGUGUUGCAUUAUACCUGUUACAGGAAGUGGACAAAAAUAGGAGCAGGACAUUUAGGGUGGCAAUUGCGAUCUAGAAGCAUGGAACACUACGACACACGACUGAGUCUCAUUGGUGGUAAGCGAGCGGCAUUGGUUGACUUUGCUCUUAGCAGUGCCAUUGCUACAGCCCACAUGGAUGAGAAUUGUCUAGUGGUGUUUUGGAGUUCAACAUGGAUGAGAAUUGAACUCGAGUAAUUCUGCAUCGAUAUUGUUACUGCUAAUAGGCUCUGAUCCACAGGAUUCUCCUCAAUGGGAUCCAUCCUUUGCGUCCUGCUGGUUCGCCUGGCACACGAUGGCUGGUUCGAGUACUUUUCACCGCGUCAUCCACAGCAGGUCCGUAUAAAAUCUAAUGAUCUGAUUGGUAGUAAAUUGAGUAGGUUUCCGGAAAUGGUAUGUCAGGUUUGUUUCCUUUUAAAAAAGUGUCAUCUGUAGCAGCUGCUCCGUGUAGAAAUUUGGUUGAUCUUAAUUAUAGGGAGAGAUUGAAGCGGGUAACUAGUUGGUAGAAUGAGCUCUUAAUUUAAUAUUUUAGGGUAAUUCGAGUUAAAAAGAUUGUUGGGUUGGCUUGUACUUCUGCAGCUCCCUUGUGUUGAAACUGAAUGGGCCAAUGUUCAAAAGUCAAAGUUUGCAUUUUAGACCGACCGAGGUCGUUGGUCUUCAAAAAUGCAUGCAUAGGUGCCGGCCACGCGGGGACUUCUUGACCAAUUCAUUUGUUAUCUGCUAGCAUGUCAUUCUCUGUAGCUCUUAAAUUGUCCUUUUUGCUAACAAAAAAUUUUUUUCUCUUUUUUUUUU